This is a messenger RNA of Gymnodraco acuticeps, 3596 nucleotides long. RefSeq names its product homeobox B4a (gene hoxb4a). Gene Ontology annotation, molecular function: RNA polymerase II cis-regulatory region sequence-specific DNA binding; DNA-binding transcription factor activity, RNA polymerase II-specific. Gene Ontology annotation, cellular component: nucleus. NCBI's taxonomy places the organism in Eukaryota, Metazoa, Chordata, Actinopteri, Perciformes, Bathydraconidae. The transcript has 2 exons. The record is from RefSeq and is a predicted model, not a curated record. Gene Ontology annotation, biological process: anterior/posterior pattern specification; regulation of transcription by RNA polymerase II; embryonic skeletal system morphogenesis. The coding region runs from base 1223 to 1963 and encodes 246 amino acids.
ACUGAAGUGUAGUUUUGCAAUGUAAAUCUAAAGUCCCCGCGGCUCUUCUCACUAUGCCACAUAUGACAUAUUUGAAAUAAAAGGAAAAUACAUGCAGUAAAAUAGUUCAAUGGACCAAAUGGUCGUAGUUGUAUGAAAAAGAACAAUGUGCAUAUAUAUAAGAUAUAACAGAAUGUAUACCAUUGCAUACUGUACAGAAUAAAUACUGUCCCUGUGUGUUACCCGGUUAUGCGUCAUGGUCUGGGAGAUUCAUUUCCUUUUGGAGGAAAAACAACGACUUGUAUCUCUAAAGGGCAAAUGCCGGCACCCAGUGUGAAUGUGUAAUAUGGACUUGCCAUGCCUGUGAUGUUAAUACCGUUCCUGUUUAUUCAUGCACGGCAGCGGGCGACUGGAUUACUAUGCAAGGGGAGUUUUAAAAGUGAAAUGUGCGCGUGUAAGAGGACUGCUUUCGAGCCGGUGCUGGAUUCCUAAUGCAGAGGUCUGCUGGUGAUUUAGAAGGCCGUGUAACCUGAAUUAGUUGAUGAAUUUUCUAUCGAUCCUAAACAAACCAGAUUUAUCUCUGACAUCGUGCUGCUGCUGCUGGGUGGCGGCGCGGGGCCACUCUCACACUCCCCAUUAUUAGGGAUUUAAAAGAAGAAGAAAAAAGAGAAAGCUUUGGCGAGCACACACACCAAAUAUAUACACAGAGGGUGGUGCAGGCGCCACUUUAAUUCCCCCCGAGCACUUUCCUCGCUGCUUCUUUUUUUUCUUUUUGAAAUUGCAGCCAGACGCAUAACAGGGGAAGGUUUGCUUAAGGGAGGACUUGUCUGUUGCUCGUGGGUGUCCUUGCGUGCGCGGAUUUUGUCAGACGCGCUUUGCUUUUGUUGUGAUUCUGGUUAGGACGGCGUGCGUUCCGAUUUGUGGCGGAGGGAUACACAGAGAGAGAGAGAGGGCCCGGAGAGGGAGAGUUUUGUAAAGACUGCGAAUGCCCAUAAACUGAGGCCAUAUGAUGAUGCGCGUGCGGGGGCCCGUGUAUAUGCUUAAUCCCAUUUCCUUAUCCGGGGUCCGUCCCGGGGGCGCGCCAUUGGCCGAGCGCCGUCACGUGGCUUCUUAACUUUGUUCACUUGACAGAAAAGUAGGAGGGUUCAACGGAACAGGAAUAACCGAAGAGUAAAGGGAUGAGAUAUAAAUUGUAGUUAUAUAUUUUCCGAGUAGGUGCAAUUCCACAAAAAGACUGACAUUAAUGGCCAUGAGCUCCUAUUUGAUCAACUCCAACUAUGUGGACCCGAAGUUCCCACCCUGCGAGGAGUACUCUCAGAGCGACUAUCUGCCCAACCACUCUCCGGACUAUUACAGCUCCCAGAGGCAGGAGCCCGCUGCCUUCCAGCCGGACUCCCUGUACCACUCACAGCCCUCCCAGAACCACCACCAGCCGCGAGUGGAGCCGCCGUACACGCAAUGCCAUCGCCCGGGACAGCCCGCCUCGGUGGUGAUGUCUCCCCGGGGUCACGUCCUCCCCUCAACCGGACUACACGCCACUCCUGUCCCGGAGCUCAGCCACCGCUGCGACUCGGUGACACCCAGCCCACCUCCGCCCGCGUCUUCUUGCGGCCAAACGCCCAACAGCCACAGCACUUCGUCCCCUACUAGCACUCGGAAGGACCCCGUCGUGUACCCGUGGAUGAAAAAAGUCCAUGUAAACAUCGUGAACGCGAACUACUCAGGGGGGGAGCUGAAACGCUCGCGGACGGCCUACACGCGCCAGCAGGUCUUGGAGCUCGAGAAGGAGUUCCACUACAACCGGUACCUGACGCGCAGGCGCAGGGUGGAGAUCGCGCACACGCUGUGCCUCUCGGAGCGGCAGAUCAAGAUCUGGUUCCAGAACCGGAGGAUGAAAUGGAAGAAGGACCACAAGCUGCCCAACACCAAGGUCCGCUCCGGAGCCAGCAGCAAUACAAACUCCCAGGCUCUGACCGGAUCCUAGAGCCGCCCCGGGCCCCUGCAGCCCGGUUCUGUGGCCCGGUGUCAGAUUUUUUGUUCCCAAACUGAACGCCGCAGCGGCACCGGAGCCUGCACUUUUGACCGGAAUAACGCCCCUGCUCUGGAAGGGGAGAGGGAUGUCAUUGCCGCAUGAUGUUACACACUAUAAUAUGACGUUAUGAUGUGGGAGGGGUGGGGGGAGUGUUCCCAUUCACAAAACAUGAAAUGAACAAAAGUACGCGAAGGAACAAACUGAGAAAAUGACGCGGCCGCUUCUUUGCUUUUAUUCUGUCUGCCCCCACCCCCUGCUUUUUAUGUCUAUCUUCUUAUUUGUGUUAAACUCCUCUCUCUCUUCCUCUCACGAUAGGCUCAGGAUAACGUGCCCUCGUGCGUGUGGUUUAUUUUUAUUUUCUCAACCCGAGAUUUAUUUUUUCUUCUUUUUUGGUGAAGAUGGAUCCUCGUUUUCAUCUUUAAUCAUGCCAAACUUGGGCCCCAUUUGUCAUGUUUACUCUGCGGGUACAAAGCAAAGGGGUGAACCGCGGCUCUGCCCAUUACCCCCCUUGCCCCCCCCCCCCCCCCCCCCCCCCCACACAACCACUACCCCCUCACCAACGCACGCGUGAUAAAUGGAACUCACGUUUCGUCAAGAGAAGUAUUCUCACACACACACACACACACACACACACACACGCACGCACGCACACACACGCGCUUAUAGUACCUACUCUAACAUCAAAUAUUACCUCCGGUAUGAUCCAAUCUGACAGCAGGCAGUUUUCAGUCUUGCUGCUAUAAUUAUUUUUGUUUUGUUGAAUGAGAACAAUAGCUUUUCAAAUUUCUCUUCUAGUUAUUUUUGAAUUCAGUGUUGAUUGUAAAUGAUGCUGAGGACGAUAAGGAGAGUUCAUGUGGUCCGUUUAUUGUUCAUGUUGUGAUGUAAUAUACAGGGAAUUCAAGUGAAAUGAAAACAUCUUCACUACCAAUCAAACAGGGUUAUAAAGCCGCAUAAACACUAAUAUUCAAACCAAAAUCCUGGUACUAAUAAAACACAUUAUACACGCAGCACUAUAGAAUGUACCUAUUACCUCAGUUGUACUUAUAUAUUUUUUAAUGUUUUUUUUGGUCCUCUAUUUUCUAUUUCUCGUUCAAUGAAGUGACAGCUUUUCGAGCUUUUUAUAUAUUUUUUAAAUGUGUGAUUAUAAUAUUAUUACCUGCAAUACAAACUAUUCAUUUCUUGCAUGUGGAAAUGUUUAAAAUAUAAUUUAAUUGUAGCCAGGGGAAUGAGAAAAAUAAGGAGCCUUUUGUUGCAUGUCUGAAUGGAUUUCAUUUGUAUGUUUCUUGCUCUUUGUCCUCUCUCCGCACAUGUAAUGCGCGCACACUUCGUCUUCCGUGCCCUCUCCCCUUCCUCUGUCUGUCACCUUGUUUUAGAUAUUUUAUUCUGCAAGUGUUUCUCAAUUGAUGUUAUUUUAUUUACAUUCCAAAGAUCAGUUUCUAUAUGAUGAUGAUGAUGCUAACAAUGAUGCUAUUGUUGAACAUGUGUUACCUCCUCCUCAGUGUCUCUGCUUUUGCCUCCUCAGUGUCUACCUUCCUAUUAUUUGUAAAUAGUUCAUAGAAAUUUAAAUAAAUGUCUAAAAAUAUAA